Callorhinchus milii (elephant shark) is the source of this 441-nucleotide messenger RNA. Its product is annotated as interleukin-4-like. The coding region runs from base 1 to 441 and encodes 146 amino acids. Gene Ontology annotation, biological process: activation of Janus kinase activity; negative regulation of epithelial cell migration; positive regulation of receptor-mediated endocytosis. Gene Ontology annotation, cellular component: extracellular region. Gene Ontology annotation, molecular function: cytokine activity; growth factor activity; interleukin-4 receptor binding. The transcript has 4 exons. The record is from RefSeq and is a predicted model, not a curated record. Lineage: Eukaryota; Metazoa; Chordata; Chondrichthyes; Chimaeriformes; Callorhinchidae.
AUGGCUCACAUACUGAAAGCUGCAGCUCUCCUCUCUAUCCUAUUGAGUGCUGUGUGUGCCACUCAGAUCACCACAAAGGCCAGACAUCAGUCUCUGAAGGAGAUCAUCAGUACCAUCCGGCACAUUUUAGAAAACCAGGUUCAUCAUCAUCAAAACCACGUGCCAGAGAUAUUCGAGGACGUAAAGGAUCGCAGUGAUUCAGAGGUUUUUUGCAAAGCGGCCCAAGUCCUGGAGUUGCUUCCAUUUUACAAUAACCUCAAAGAAUUGCACAAACUUCGACACAACCUAAUUCACAUGGGAGGGCAGAUAACUGAGUGUGAAGUCAGUGAACUUUCUCAGGUCGAGUUCAAAAACUUUCUGAAAAGACUGUUGAACUUCUCCCAGAAGAAAUUUAGGACAAAUGGUGACAAGAAUCAUUUGACGACAAAAUCGAAGGGUUGA